Messenger RNA from Hermetia illucens (black soldier fly), 5398 nucleotides. RefSeq names its product golgin subfamily A member 4-like. Lineage: Eukaryota; Metazoa; Arthropoda; Insecta; Diptera; Stratiomyidae. Gene Ontology annotation, molecular function: small GTPase binding. Gene Ontology annotation, biological process: Golgi vesicle transport. Gene Ontology annotation, cellular component: Golgi apparatus. The record is from RefSeq and is a predicted model, not a curated record. Bases 107 to 4423 code for a protein of 1438 amino acids. The transcript has 8 exons.
CGACGAGGAAUCUUAUUAUUUGACAAAUGGUGACAUGUACACGUAUCGAUGUGAGGUUUCUGUAAAUUGUUUGUAAAAAUUUAAACCGAUCGGAGAGACUGAAAUCAUGUUUGCAAAUUUGAAAAACAAAAUUUUCGAAGAAGUGAAGGCUUCGCCGCAGAAAUUCCAACAGUUCGCCCAGGCUGCGCAGGCUGCAGUCUCUUCUGCGUCUAGCAAUGCAUCCGAUUCAGUGUCUGGAAGCGACAACUUCUUCAGCAUCACAGAGGAAGAUACACCUCAAAAUUCGCCGCAUAGAGCACCAGCUAGUGGAAGCCUGAAAAAAGCACCCACACCGUCUUCAUCGAAGCAGUCAAAUCCGAUUGUCUCAUUUGCAAACAAUGGGGUCACACUCAAUCGAACGCGGCGCUUGUCAAACUCCUCGAUGGCCAGUGAUGUGUCGUUUCGGCUGCCGUCAUAUGACUCUCCAGCGAUCUAUCACCUCCAAUCCGACCUCGACAUAUCCGCCAGUGAAGUGGAAGACUCCGCCACUCCAUCCAACGUUCAACUGGACGUCAUUAGCAAGGAACAACUGUACAGUGCAUAUAAGAAGUCGUUGGAAAGAUAUCAAAAGUAUCGGUCGCGAUUUACAGAUCUAGCCAAACGGUAUCGUGAUUUGGAACGCGAUAGUGCGAAAGCUAGGUCUGUACUCGUUGAAACUCAAGAUAAAGCAAUACGUAGGAUAAGUGAAUUAAGGGAGCAGUGCUCAUUAGAACAACAGGCUAAAGCUCAUUUAGAAGAGGCCUUACGAUUAGAAAUGGAUGACAUGCAGUGCAAACUAAAAGCCUAUGAAACAAAAUUAACGUUGCUGGGAGAAAAUCCUGAGAACGUAACAAAUUCCGCCGAAUCUAAACCCCCUCCUACUGAAGAAAGUUUGAUUCAACUUGAUUCAGAGGAUGAUAAUGCUACCAGUUCUGCCAGUGGAGAUAAGAUGAAAAACAAUGUGCAGUCAGAUAUAGAGGAUCCGAGUAUUCAGGCACUUAAUGAGAAAAUAUUGAAACUUGAAGAACUGGUCGUUAAAUAUAAGAAACAACUGAGUGAAACGUCAAACAAAUUGCAAGAAAUUUCUAAAGAAAAUUUACUCCUAACAACUAGGCAGCAAGAAUCGGACGUACUGAUAAGUAACCUAAAGAAGCGAGAAGAAGAAAAUUCUAUAUUGCUUGCUGAAAACAAGUUGAUGGUGCACACUGAGUUGGAAAACAAAGAGAGUGAAGUGAAGCAGUUGAAGCAGAAGUUAGCUGAACUGGAAAGAAAUGCGUCACAAGAUCAGCUAAUUGCUGAGCUUCGACAUCAAAUUGCAGAGAAGGAUAAGGUCCUUGAAAAUUUGAAAAAGCAACACAGCGAACAUGAUCAGAAAUUUUCGCAAUUGGAAAAAGAAAACAAAGAGUUGAAGUUAAUACAAUCACGUAAAGCCGAGCUUGAAAAGGAAUUGGAGAAUGUUGCGAAGCAAUUAACCGAAUUACAAGUUCUUCUUGAUUCCAAAAAAGAAAUGGAAGAAAGGGUGAAAAAAGAGAAUGACGAUUUUCGAGCGCAGAUAGCUCACCUUGAAAAGGAACUGCACGAAUCACGCGCCGAGAGUGAAGCAAGUCAAAAUCAUAUUAAAGAGCUUAAAGCUGAAAUUGAAGGUGUCCGCAUUGUUGCCAAAUCUCAAGAGUCAGCUGCGAUCGGAUCGCUUCAGAAUGAACUUAAAGAAUUGAAAGAAACAUACGAAGAAAAACUGAAAAGUCUCCAAGACGCGCUUGUCCAAAAAGAAGAAACAUGUAAGCAGCUUGAAAAAGAUGUCGCUGAACUGAAAACAGCAAUAGAUACUUCGACUAAUGAGCAAGUUGAAAAUACCUCUUCCUCUGCAGAAGAAUGUCGCCAAUUAAGAGAGCAAAUUGAGAAACUUAAAAGUGAUCACACUGAUAGAGAAAUUCAGAUGGAAAAGGAGAAACUCGAGUUGCAGUCCCAAGUUACAAAUAUUCUACAAGAAAUCAGCCGAAUGGAAGAUCAGAUGAAGGAUGUUCGUAGAUCUCAUGAUCAACUAGAGGAGGAGAAACGAGUGCUUGAGAAAAAAAUCGAAAAAAUGACCAGGCAGAAUCAGGUCAGUCAGGAAGGGCAGCAAAAGUGGCAGGUGAUGCUCCAGGAAGCUGAAAGCAAUGCCAAGCAAUUAGAGGCAAAACUGAAGGAAGCUGGAGCGGAAAAUACACAGUUGGCAGAGAAAAAUUGUUUGCAAGCGGAAAAUUUGAAACGAUUCGAGAUGCAAAUUAAAGAAAGUGAAAGUUCCUUCAAGCGUGAGAAACAAUCGCUAAAUAAUAUUAUUAAGGAAGCUGAGGUCAAUUAUAGUUCAUUACGUUUAGAGCUGGAUACGGCGAAUGAAACAAUCCGCAAAUUAAAUGAGAAAAUGUCACAAGUUUUGGAUGAGAAUUCAAGUCUUCACAACGCCAAAGAAUUGAUGGACCAUGAAUUCAGAUCGCUUCAGGAUCAGUGCGAAAGUCGAGAAAAGGAGAAAUUGUGUGUUUUGGAUAAUAAUAAGUGUCUUGAAGAAGAAGUGCAACGGCUGAAGAGGGAAACUGAGGAACUUCGAAGUAGCAGUGGAGACGAUAAAGAGCAGCUUAGAAGACUGCUUGAUGAGAUAAAUACCCUGAAAGAUUGUAAGGCGCAGCUUGAACAACAAAUUAAAUCGUACGAAGCGGAGGCAAAUUCUGCAAAGUCUGCCGAAGAGCACCUGCAACAGUUACAUGAUGAAUGCACUAAAUCGAAUGAAGAAAUUUUGCGGUUGAAGGAAAAAAUUCUAAAGUUAAACUCACAAAUACAAGAAAUUCAACAACGGGAGGAGAAAUGUUCAAAAGAGUUUUCUGAUCGAAUAGAUGAAAUAAAUAAAGAAAACAUUACUCUCAAGAAACAGAACGAAUCAUAUUCUGCAGAAAUCAAUCAGCUAAAUUCGCGAACAGAAAGUCGAUUAGAAGAAUUACAAAGUCUUUUGAAGCGGGCUAACGAGGAAAAAGAAGUGUUGAAAGAAACCAUAAAGAAUGCAAGCGAUCUUGAGAAGAAACUUCAAAACUAUGAAGAACAAAAAAUUGAGAACCAGUACCUGAACACGUCUAUCAACCAGUUGGAAACAAAUAUGCGGAAUUUGAAAGAUGAACAGGCUCAAAAGGAUAAAGAAAUCGCAGAGCUAAAGGAAAAAAUCAAGUCACAACAAUGUGAGCUCUAUGUACAAAUUGAGGAAAAGGAUAAACACCAAGUAGAAAUCAACGUUCUGAAUGAAAAGUUGACGAAGGAGAGUGAGGAAACAAACAAACUUCAAGAAAUCUUAACGAGCGAACGUGAGGAACUGAAGCGCCAAAAAGAUCAGGUUGCUUUUAUCACAAAUGAAAAUGAUAAGCUUCAGCAAGAUCUAUUGUCUUGGCAACAGAAAGCCAGCGAUAACGAACGAAUAUCCGGAGAAAGGCGACUCAAGCUUGAGGAGCUAACCAACGAAAACACUCGCUUGAAGACCGACCUAGAAGAUGCAAAGGUUGAAUUCAAACAAAACUAUAGUCAACUUUCAGAGGAAAAUGAGAAACAUAAAACAGCCGUCCGUAAUUUAACCGAGCAGCUCACAUCGAUUGGAGAUCAGUUGACUAAACUCGAAACGUUGGAAGCAAAUAAUCAGCAACUCCAGCUCAGAAUCAAAGAGCUCGAAGUUGAGCUGGUGGAAAAAGCUAAAGUCAAGAGCGAGUCAGUUGUCGAGUCAUCAAAGCAACAACAAAGCGAAAUGGAAGUCUUACGAAACAUCAACGAACGAUUGCAGCGUGAACUUGAGGAUCUGAAACAUAAAACAUCAGCUGAAAUAAUGAAUUUAACACAUGAAUGUGACGAUCUAGCGGCCAGUGCAAAAGCUAUGUCAGAGAAGGUGGCUGAAUAUGAUAAGCUCCAGGAGCAAUAUAGAAAACUCAUGGCUAAUAUGCAGACACCUAAAGAUGACAAUGCAAAUGAAAGUGAUGCGGGAAUUGAAGCAAUUCGGAAAGAAAAAGAAGAUUUGGAGGUCAAGUUGGAGAAAAUUAUGCACGAGGUGCAGGAUGUAUCCAAUAGGAAUUUGUUCUUAGAACAAAAGUGCGAGAAUUAUUUGGUCCUAGAACAAUCAAAUGAACGAUUGAAGCUUGCUAACGAUAAGUUGUCGCGGCAAUUAGAUGAAACAUUGGUGUCGCUGCAACACCAUGAAGGCAUUUCAGCUAACACAGAAUUUGAAUAUUUAAGGAAUAUUAUGUUCCAGUACUUAACGGGAAGCGUGACAGGAAAUAAUUCGACAUUAGUUAAGGUAAUAGCGGCUGUGCUUAAGUUUACGCCCCAACAAACCCAAGUUGCUAUUGAGAAAGAACACCAAAGGCAUACCCUGGCCGGUCAAAUCAGCAAUCUUCUAUAGCAGGACCUAAAAUUUUACAGAUCGUGGUACUGAAAAUUGAAAAAAUAGCGUUCGCCUUCAUAGCGACUCCUGUUAGCCGGCGGAAUCAAAAAAAUCUAAUCCGUGUUCAAAAAAUCCUAUACAAACAAAAUAUUGCAAAUGAAUAUUUUAAAUUUACAAAACAUCUAACAUCACCUGAUCUAAGGCUCGCAUGCAUUUUAUAUAAAAGUUUGGCUACAAGAUAAAAACCGUAGGUUACAUUUCAAGUCAUAGAUAGAUUUACUUCGAAUAUUUAUUCAUCAGAAAUACUGUACAUAAUAUUGAGAAAAAAAUAUAUAAUAAAACAUGGAAAUAACCAAAUUUUGGCCAGGUCUAAUCAGAAUGGUGUGUCGCAUUAAUGUAUGUAUAUUAAAACGUAGCUUUAUAGUUCUAACAUGUUUCGUUGUCUCACAUCGUUUCACCGCAGUUAAAAACGCGCGUUUGUUUUUUUAUUACUUUUAUUGUAAUAUAUAAGUUUGGAGGGCAAUAAAUGGGGCAGAGUUCAUUGUUUUUGGUUGAUACGGUCGUUAAUUGUAAAGAUCCAGUUAAGAACUCCAAGGUCCGUUUCCAUUAUGCUGACUAGUAUCGGUUAGCCUCCCCAAAUCAGCAAUUUUGCGAUUUCGCACAGACAGGCGAUAAACCUUUUGCUAUGAAGUGUAUAUGUAUUACGAAGGUCGUCGAUUGGCUUUUCAUAUGAGUACAAAAGCAAUGCACAUUAAAAUUUAUUGUUUCGACCAUAUCCUCACGAUAGCGCAAUAAGAAAUUCGAUUAUUUUCUCUGCCUCAUUUAUGGAAAGAAGAAAUCGCGAAAUUUGUUAUAUUUAUUGAUUUAAAACAUGUUUUUCGACUUUUCUAAGAUGGCAGUUAAAGACAUUUAAUACAUUUAAGAUUGAAAUGUUUAAGUUUUUAUGUGCCUUACUAUAUAUCCUUCUCAUAAAAUAUUUACACAUGAUGGUCA